Molecule: messenger RNA, 2510 nt
Organism: Cucumis sativus (cucumber)
Lineage: Eukaryota; Viridiplantae; Streptophyta; Magnoliopsida; Cucurbitales; Cucurbitaceae
Exons: 3
Coding region: 298-2043 (581 amino acids)
Biological process (GO): positive regulation of growth
Source: RefSeq, a predicted model, not a curated record
AAUCGGUAGAAUUUACAACAAAUACAUUACUGUUCCACCAUUUUUGACCUUCAAAAUUAGUCACAGACACCCUCUUUUUCCCUCCAAUCUCUCUCCCUCUCUUCUCAGUUUUUCUUUUUGUUUUCUCAAUGAAGUGCUCGGCGCCGUUCUUCGAACUCAGAAUUCUCUCUCAAUCUGCAGGUCACUUGGGUUGAGCUUAAUUUCCUUGACCAUUCCAAGAUUACUCUCAGAGUGUGAAUUUCUUCUGGCUUUUUCAUUGUUUCCCAGAUCUGUUUCUGUUCGAAUUGAAGAGGAGCAAUGGUUGCAGAGCCUUGGAUUGUGAAAAUGGGGAACCAGGUUAGUGCUAAUCUCAAACACGCCCUCCUUGAACCUUCUAAGAACAAGAACUCUAGAAAACCAGAUAUCGGUGGCAGUCAUAAGGAAAAAAUCGGUAUUCUCUCUUUUGAAGUUGCUAAUGUAAUGUCCAAAACGAUUUACCUUCAUAAAUCCUUGUCUCAUUCUGCCAUUUCGAAGCUCAAGAACGAGAUCUUGAGCUCCGAUGGAGUUAAAAACCUUGUCUCCUCUGAUGAGGUUCAUCUUCUUGAGCUUGUGGUUGCUGAGAAGAUUGAGGAUUUAAAUAGAGUGGCUAAUGUGGUUUCUAGGCUUGGGAAGAAGUGUUCUCAACCUGCGCUUCAGGGGUUUCAACAUGUGUAUUUGGAUAUCAUUAAUGGAGUUAUAAAUGUGAAGGAAUUGGGUUUUUUAGUGAAGGAUAUGGAGGGGAUGAUGAGAAAAAUGGAGAGGUAUGUGAAUGCUACGGCAAAUUUGUACACUGAAAUGGAGGUUUUGAAUGAAUUGGAACAAGCUGCAAAGAAGUUUCAGAACAAUCAGCAUGAAGAGAGCAGAAAGGCUUACGAACAGAAACUUAUAUGGCAGAAACAAGAUGUGGGGCAUCUUAAGGAUAUUUCUCUUUGGAACCAAACGUAUGAUAAGGUUGUUGAACUGCUGGCGAGAACUGUUUGUACAGUUUAUGCGAGGAUUCAUUUAGUAUUUGGGGACCCUUUUCUGAAAAAGGAUGUGAAUGAGAAUGGCUCAAGUAAUGAUGUGAAUCAUCAUGUUCAGAUUGGUGCAGAGUCGGUGCAGUCGAAACGUGUGUCUGUGGAGAGAGGCAUUGGACCAAGACGAGGGUCAAGUUUUAAGUCCCAAAUUAGCUCAAGAAGAGGAGAGGUUCCAUUGUUUACACCUGACGACUUCAAUUUCCCUUGUGGAACAAAUCCCGGGAGGCUUCUCAUGGAUUGCCUUAGUUUAAGUAGUUCAGUUUCUAAGUUGGAUGAUGAGGAUGAGGACAGUUAUGUUGACCAUGAUGAUCGAAGCUGCCAAAUCUCCGGUCGUAGCAUUAGGAACAGUGGCUCCAGCCAAUUCAGUUCGUUCAGUCAGGUGCAGUUCUCUGUUCCAUUUGGGGUGGAUCAAAGACAAGCAAAAAGUGUGAUGUCUAACAGUGGUGGAAACGUCGGCUUCAAGAGCAGGUUAUCUGUCUAUGCACCAGUUUCAACCAUUGGAGGCUCUGCACUUGCUUUGCAUUAUGCAAAUAUCAUCAUUGUCAUAGAAAAGUUACUUCGUUAUCCUCAUUUAGUUGGCGAAGAAGCUCGAGACGAUUUGUAUCAGAUGCUACCAACAAGUUUAAGAUCAUCCCUGAAAACACAUUUGAAGUCUUAUGUCAAGAACCUGGCCAUAUAUGAUGCUCCUCUUGCCCAUGAUUGGAAAGAGACUCUUGAUGGGAUCUUGAGCUGGCUCGCCCCAUUGGCACACAACAUGAUUAGAUGGCAAAGUGAGCGUAAUUUCGAACAACAUCAGAUUGUGACUCGGACAAAUGUAUUGCUGAUCCAAACUCUGUAUUUUGCUGAUCGAAAGAAGACGGAGGAAGCCAUCUGUGAGCUUCUUGUUGGGUUGAAUUAUAUUUGCCGCUACGAGCAUCAGCAAAAUGCAUUGCUGGAUUGUGCAAGUAGUUUCGACUUUGAAGAUUGUAUGGAGUGGCAGUUGCAAUGUAAAGAUUCGUAUCUUACUUGAAGACUAUGGUACAGCCUUCAGGCGUAGACAUUUUCUUUCGUUUAUUACACAGUGCAUUUAGAGGAAUGAUAGUUCAAUAGAAUUGUGAAUACUGAGCAGCUUUACCACACUGAAAGACAUGAUUGAUGGGGACUUCAAUUCGUCAUUGUUUGCUGUUGAGAGGUGGAAAAUGUCUGUUUUUCUCCAUUAAGUAACGAGGCUGAAUCUUUCAAAUGAAGAUGGAAAAAGGGAAUUUGGUGCUCAAAACUCCUGAUCCCCAACUCCAGCAUCUUGCUUAUACAUCAUACAGUUAGUAGCUAUUUCUCCCCAACUUUGCCCCAUCCCACAAUUUGUUUUUUGUUUUCUGGUGGUUGUAAUUUAAAUAUAAAACAGUAGCUUGAUGUAUUUAAAUCACAACCAUGUCAACAUCAUAUGCCAAAUCAAAUGGAUGAAAUGAAAUAUACUUCUUACAGGACAUUGUUGCACUA